CUGUGUUUUAAUUAUAUGGUUUAUUUAUAUUCUGUUUUCUAUAAUAUUAUAAUAUAUAUUUUCAGUUGACAGAGAAGAUGGCAGACAGCGAAACGAGAAACCAAAACGUGGUUAGGUCCGUCGAACAGUUAGAAGAAAGUUUGAAAGAUAUGCCCACAUCUUUAAAAUUAUUUUCUUUGUCAAUGCGAUCUCUUUAUACCGACAAAGAUGUUGGCACAGCUACCGAAGUUGACCUUAAGUUCAGAGAACUUCGAGAUAAGACAAGAGAAGAUGCGAAAAUAUAUUUAAAAAUCAUCCUUCCGUUAACCACCAAGUUUGUGUCCUCCGUCAAAGAAUUCUUUGCAUAUUACGAUGCUCUGUCGUAUGAAGAAUGGUCCAAAAUGUUGCCGAGUAUUCUCGAAGAUAUUAAGGCCAAUAGGGAACUUGCUCAGACGAUACUGAAAAUGUACGAAGAAAUGAUGGUACCUUUAAAGAAACGUGAAGACGAGGCAAGAAUCAUCAUGACCAAAUUCAAGGACCUACAAAAAGAUUAUGAAAAACUGACAAAGGAAUUUCAAUGCAAGGCAAAACAAAAAUGGGCAUGGGCAUGCGGUCUUCUGUUCGUCCCUGGCGUAAAUGUGAUCGCGUCUCCUGUAUUGCGAUUAUCUGCAAAUGUAGAUGCGGCGAAAGCUAUUGCACAGACACAACAAUCAAAGAUCCACGAAGCUGCUGCUCUCGUUGUGGCUGAAACUCUAAUUCCUGCACUGGCCAAUUUCAUCGAUGGUCUGACAAGCGCUGCAGGAUUUUUUCAAAUCAUGGAAAUUGAAUUGAAUUUGUUAGUUGGGAAAAGAGGAGAAGCAGGUACGGAGUCUGUAAAUACACAGCUCCAUUUCAAAAUGAUGGGUAAAAAAGUUAAAGAGAUAAACCCAUUCUGUUACGCGUUUUACGCGGCACUACCAGCUGUUCGCACCGACUUCGAGGCAAUUCCGGAUGAUGGCACUGAGCAGAACUACAUUCAAAAGUGGUUGGACAAAAAGCUAAAAGAGAUUGAGAAACUGAAAAUAGAAAGCACACAAAAGGCUUUUUGGGAUGUCCUCAAAGGAGUUGAAGGACUUUGCUUGAAACCUAAAACAUCCUCUCUUACUUAACUGUAGUUAACUCUUUCUCGAUUUAACGCUGCCAGCUAAGGCUCCACACACUUUAGUUCGACAAGAACUAUUUUUUUUCAGACGUAACUCAGUAUAAAAUAAAAGUAAACUAGGAUGCAAGUUAUUGGACAGGAAAUGAACAGGCCUAAAAAGUAUAGUUUUGUAGUUUUAUGAACAUUAAAGUCAAUGCGGUUAGUUUGUUGAUUAAUUAAUGAAUAUUUUGUUCCAGUAAUCAAUAUGAAGUUUAAGUAUACCAUAAAUCCUCUU
Paramuricea clavata is the source of this 1394-nucleotide messenger RNA. NCBI's taxonomy places the organism in Eukaryota, Metazoa, Cnidaria, Anthozoa, Malacalcyonacea, Plexauridae. The record is from the annotation of a GenBank genome assembly.